Molecule: messenger RNA, 1740 nt
Organism: Nerophis lumbriciformis (worm pipefish)
Lineage: Eukaryota; Metazoa; Chordata; Actinopteri; Syngnathiformes; Syngnathidae
Source: RefSeq, a predicted model, not a curated record
AUGGCUACCGGGGGGACAGUGCCCUGCCCAUCUGCCGCGACAAACACCCACCCGCCCGCUGACACACUAACAGCCCCUCUUUGUGUGGCUGAAAGGCGAACCCCGCUUGCCCCCGCCCACCCCGUCUCCAUUGGCGGGACUGGGUCAGGUGGGGAGGAAACGCCGCUUAAUCUGCCCAUCGCGUGCCACCGGCCACGGCCUGGCCUCUUUGUGUCUGGCACCCCUCGGAUCGCGCCCUCCCUUCCCUCGCUCCCUUCCUCCCUCCCUCCGCCCCCUUCAUCUGUCUUUGCCCCUCCGUCACAACCCAGUUUCUCCACGCCCAAGACGGUGGCAGCCUCGCCCUCGUCGGACUUUCCUCCGGUUUAUCGCCACUGCUCGCUCGUCAACAUGUGGAUAUGCGUUGGGCUCCUUGCUGCUCUUUUCGCCUUCGUCCUCCCUCAGGAGCCUGUCUCUUACUCGUGCACUGAAGGCUACACAUAUGAUAGCGUCAGAGAGCAGUGCAAAGAUAUUGAUGAGUGCGAAGUGCUGGACGACGCCUGCAAAGGGGGUAUGAAGUGCAUCAACCACUUCGGCGGCUACCUCUGCCUCCCCAAGAGCGCCCUCAUCGUCAUCACCAAGGAGGGCGAGGAGACCCCCGACCCCCCCGCGCUGCCCGUUGUGCCACCGCAGCAGCCUCCGAGGAUUUUUGACCAGGUCACCCGGGUGUCCCACGCUGGCCGCUCCGCCGUCCGCUGCUCGACCGGAUUUGCGCCGGACGAGCACAACGUCUGUAGAGACGUAGACGAGUGCACGUUGGGGCAAAACGCUUGCGGGCCCGAACAGACCUGCUUCAACAGCCGGGGCUCGUACAGCUGCCACUGUCCGGCCGGAUAUCAGAGGAGCAGAGACCAAUGUGUAGACAUUGACGAGUGUGCGUUGUCCCGCUACUGCAUGCACUCGUGUGUCAACGCUCAGGGCUCGUACUACUGCCAGUGCAAUGCGGGUCACCGCUUGGCCUCCAACAACCACAGCUGUGUCGAUAUCAACGAAUGUGAGACGCAGAGUCCUUGUCAGCAUCACUGCUACAACCUGGUGGGCUCCUUCUUGUGCCGGUGCGAGCAGGGCCACGAGCUGGCCCCGGAUUCGGUCUCCUGCCAAGAUAUUGACGAAUGCAGCUUCUCCAGCUACAUGUGUCAGUACCAGUGCGUCAACAGCCCGGGGAGUUACUCCUGCGAGUGCCCCGAGGGAUACCAGCUGCAAGGCAACCGCUUGUGUCAAGACAUCAACGAGUGCGAGACGGGCACUCACAACUGCCAAGACGACGAGAUGUGCUGGAACUACUACGGCGGCUUCCGCUGUUACCCCCGCAACCCUUGCGAGCCGCCUUACACGCAGUCUUCGGAAAACCGCUGCAUCUGCCGCUCUCAGACGGACUGCCAGGGCUUGCCGCCGUCCAUCGUCUACAAAUACAUGAGCAUCCAGGCCGAGCGACCCGUUCCCGCCGACAUCUUCCAGAUUCAGGCGACCAACAUCUACGCUAACACGCACAACACCUUCCAGAUCAAAGCCGGGAACGAAGCAGGGGACUUUUUCCUCCGGCGUUCCAGCAACGUUAACGCCAUGCUGGUCCUGACCAAACCCCUGACGGGCCCCCGGGAGUACGUGGUGGACCUGGAGAUGAUCACGCACCACCUGACCAUGAACUACCACUCCAGCUCUCUGCUGAGGCUCACCAUCAUCGUCGGGGCAUACGCCUUCUGA